GGUGCCGGGACCCACGCGCAGUAGUUGUGUUGUUGCUGUAAAAUUAUAUAUUUAACAUAAAAUCUGACAAUCAUGGUGACCAUAGAACAACUAUACAAAGAUUUUGGUGUUCUUGCAGAUGCUAAGGAUAAGGCAGGAGAGCAUGAAAAAGAAUAUGAAUCUAUUCUAAGUGCUGUGAGUGGGGGACCAUCAGAGAAGAGGCUGGCCUCGCAGUUCAUCGUCAGAUUCUUCAAAUACUUUCCCAAGCUGGAGCACACUGCUAUAAAUGCUCUAUUUGAUUUGUGUGAAGACGAUGAUGUCAUGAUCCGGAAACAAGCGAUCAGAGACCUGCCAACCAUAUGCAGAGCUGCCACAGAACAUGUCCCAAAGAUUUCAGAGGCCCUUGCUCAGCUAUUACAGUGUGACGAUGCCACAGAACUGAGUCUGGUCCAGUCUUCUCUUGUCAGUCUUCUCAAAAUCAACACCAAAGGUACUUUACAAGGUUUAUUUACACAAAUUAUGGGAGAAGAUGACACAGUAAGAGAAAAAGCCAUCAAAUUCCUUGGUACCAAAAUAAAGACUCUUCCUGAAGAAAACCUGGACAAAGACACUGAAGAUUAUCUAGUUGCAGAGUGUAAAAAGGUGCUACAAGAUGUUACAAAGGAUGAGUUUAUCUGUAUGAUGGACAUCCUGAAGGCCCAGAAACCCAUGAACACAGUACAGGGACGACAACAGUUGGUAGAAAUCGUGACAGAACAGGCAGAGCUGGACCAGGACUUUGUGGCCAAAGAACCAGAUUGUGUUGACAAACUGAUGCAUUGUAUUAAACAGGCUGUUCCACUCUUCUCUAAAAAUGUUCAUUCAAAGGCGUUUGUGGGGUACAUUUGUGAUAAUGUGUUGCCAUCAUUGGGUGAACUUGCUAGUCCAGAGGAAGGCGUGGAUGCACAACUAGAAAUGUUGAAAUUAUAUUCCGAGAUUUCAGAGUUUAGUGGGGAUUUAGAAAAUUUGGAAGACCGAGUGACCAAUGUUUUCAAUUGUUUAAUUAAUUAUAUGCCUGUACCCCCUGCAGAAGAAAAUGAUGGACUUUCAGCUAAUGAACAACCAAAAUUCCAAUUCUCUUUUGUGGAGUGUUUGAUGUUUGCUUUUCACCAAAUUGCAAGAAAAUUACCCGGGUUUUUGACGGAUGAAGCCAAUGCAGAGAGACUAAAAGAUUUCAGAUUGAGAUUACAGUAUUUUGCCCGAGGUGUCCAGGUAUACAUCAAACAACUACGACAAGCACUUCAGGGGAAAACUGGGGAUGUGUUAAAAACUGAUGAGAACAAAAUCAAGGUUGUAGCUCUGAAGAUCACCUCCAACAUCAACACAUUAAUCAAAGACCUGUUCCACAAUCCGCCAUCAUACAAGGCCAUUCUGACACUCUCCUGGAAACCUCUGGUAAGACAACCUCAGACAGCAGUACAAGCGACAGACACCAGUUCCACAGCUGCCGGACAAAAGAGAAUCACACCCAUCACAUUUAGUUCUGGUGACAAAUCUGCUAAAAAGAUGUCAAAACAAGACCGGUCAUUAUACUCACCACCAAGUGGAAAGUUCAGUCAACGCGCAGGAGCAUUUAAGGAAAUGACAGGAAACACACAAGGCUUUGGAGGACGAGGUCGCGGUCGAGGAGGGAGACGUGGUAGAGGGUACAACAGACAGUACUGAUAAACCUUCCAAGGGAGGUAAUCAUCAACGAGAAAAGGAAAUUGUGGGAUUUGGAAGCUAUGUAAUAUUUAUACGAUUAUCAUUUAUAUUCACGAGGUGUUGCUAGUAAGAAAGGUUAGUAUGAGUAGAUUUGAUUGGAUAAUGGUUAGACAGAGUAUGAGUAGAUUUGAUUGGAUAAUGGUUAGACAGAGUAUGAGUAGAUUUGAUUGGAUAAUGGUUAGACAGAGUAUGAGUAGAUUUGAUUGGAUAAUGGUUGGACAGAACAUUCUUUUGUUUCCCUUCUACAUGAAAAUUCAUACUUCAGAAAAUCAGCAUAAAAAAAUUUAAAUUCAUGGUGGAGCGAUUCUGAAUUAAAUUAUCAAAAAAGUUUUAUGAAAUGAAUUUUCAGGAAACAAAUUAUUUUUACCAUUGACUUGAUAAAUAUGACUAGGUUAGAGUGAGGAUAGGCAAGAUACAAUUCCAUUAAGGAUCCCACAUGUUGAGAGAGGUAAGUUAAAGCUAUUUUGAAAUUCAAGAUAUGUUUUCUAGUAUUUAAAAAUUUAUAUCACAAAUAUAAAUUUUAGGAAAUUAGAAAUAAAAGGUUGUGGGGUAGCUGUUUUUAGCCUAGGUUUUAGCAGUAUGUUUUGGAGUGUUUGAAAGUAUUGUACAUAAAUGUAAGUUUAUGUAUGUGAGACUCGGAUAGAAUUAAUCUGUCUAUGGAUUGUGUAAAGGUGAGUAUAUAUUUCAUUUGUCUCGUGUGAUGUAAAAUUGAGUUCAUUAUAAAUCCCAUACACCAUCGCUUUGAAGUCAAAUGUAAGUAUAAUUGGCAGCUAAGAAGAAUUAUCAUUAGUGAUUUUUGCAUCGCUGUUCCCCAAAAUGGUUUAGAGUUUCCAAAUCCCACAUUUCUUGAUUGAUUGGUUCCGGAUAGAUGUUUUGAUCCAGGAGCCAUGGCAAAAACUGGCCGCAUCUGUGACAAGGGAACAAGGAUCACGCACCAGCAAUACAGAAUUCUGAAGAAACUAUAAAUUGUGAGCUGGUCCUGAUGGAAGUCGAAGUCAAGAACUUUGGCUUCUGACAUGGAAAUAUUGCAACAGAUUUCCAUAUUUUUGUCAUAUUUCACAAAACAAUUUCUGGCCACAGAGAUUUCCAUACUUUUGUCAUUUUUCACAAAACAAUUUCUGACUGGAGAAAUUUUCAUACUUUUAUCAUAUUUCACAAAACAAUUAUGACCAGAGAUUUUCAUACUUUUAUCAUAUUUCACAAAACGAUUUCAGGCCAGAGAGAUUUUCAUACUUUAUCAUAUUUCACAAAACAAUUAUGACCAGAGAUUUCCAUACUUUUAUCAUAUUUCACAAAAUAAUUGCAGGCUAGACAGAAAUCAAUAUUUUUUUGACUGGUGAAGAUUAUGGAUUUAAUCCUUGUUCAGUUGUGGUCUAGAAUAUGGUGUCAACCAUAUUCUGUGACACAAGGAUACAAAUUUCUUCGUAAUAUUUUGGAUAUAUGUGACCAGUAUCACUGAAGUUGAUUUCCAAGAUUUGUACGUUUCAAAGAGAAAGAGAUCAUAUUAUAAUAUUAUUAUACCUUAAGAGGUAAAGACUUUUUUCUUAGUACAAAGACAAAGUUUAUAAACUACAGUUGUGAAUAUGGUUUAUAAACAUUUAUUUUAAAUGUGAAAACUUAAAACAUGUCUCUUGAUGAGAUUUCCUUCCUACAAAUUGUCCAUUCUAUUUUUUGUUUUUUUUAAUGUAUUAUAGUGAGGUCAUCUGUUCAAUUACAAAUGUUGAACAAGAAUUUAUUAUGCUUGUGGAUAGUUCCAGCUUGAAAGGACAAUUUUAUAUAAGCAUUCUCAUAUUUUAUACUUUCAUCUGUUGGGAGUGUCUUUAACAACUUAGUCCUGUUAUACAUUGUAAAGCCAUCACAAUUAAAUUUAAACAAUCGGUAUAACAUUGUUAAAUUGCUCAUCACAUUACAAUUCGUUGUAUGUUAUACUACUGUUGCUUUGAAGGUUAGUUAUAUACAUAGACAUGUACAUGUCUUUCUCAUUUUUGCCCCUUAAAACUGGUUUACUUUUCCUGCUGUAGAAAGAUGACAUGUAUUUUGAAAUAAAACUGAUUUUAAAUCUAUAAACAUUGAA
Molecule: messenger RNA, 3796 nt
Organism: Pecten maximus
Lineage: Eukaryota; Metazoa; Mollusca; Bivalvia; Pectinida; Pectinidae
Product: apoptosis inhibitor 5-like
Exons: 13
Coding region: 73-1683 (536 amino acids)
Biological process (GO): negative regulation of apoptotic process
Cellular component (GO): nucleus
Molecular function (GO): RNA binding
Source: RefSeq, a predicted model, not a curated record